GGAGAGAGAGAGGGUUAAAAAGCAGUGAUUUCUCAGCAUCUCUACCCCCCCUUCCUUCUCCUCCUUUCAGGGGAGGGUCCUCAAGACUAUUGGACCUUUUGAAGGUGACGUACCCAGUAUGAAAACAUAAUAACUAGUUGAGAAGCUGCAAUAAGAAACUUUGACGGGAAGGCGCUUUUGGGGGGUGGGGGUAGGGAAGGGGGGGUCGGGCAAAAGAAAGGGAAGAGAGAGAGUGUGUGUGGAUGUGAUACAAAGUUCCCGAGGUGAGAGCCUGAGGGGGGACACUCACUGCUGUUAACAAGAAGGGAGAGACACAGAGAGGGAGAGAGGGAGAGGGGGGGGUGGGGGGAUCGAAGAUGGUUCAGCAAACCGCGGGCAAGUUUGAAGCGGACGGCGGCUUGUCCCGGGAUGUCCCGGAGAGUGAGUUCCUCGCCUGCAGCCCGGCGGCGGCGGCUCCUUCUCCUUGCGAGGGGGACCCGGACUGGUGCAAGACGGCGAGCGGCCACAUCAAGCGGCCGAUGAACGCGUUCAUGGUGUGGUCGAAAAUCGAGAGGCGGAAGAUCAUGGAGCAGUCGCCGGAUAUGCACAACGCCGAGAUCUCCAAGCGGCUCGGCAAGCGGUGGAAGACGCUGCGAGACAGCGAGAAGAUCCCGUUCAUCCGGGAGGCGGAGAGGCUGCGGCUCAAACACAUGGCCGACUACCCCGACUACAAGUACCGGCCCCGGAAAAAACCCAAGACCGAGGCGGUCAAACAGCAGCACCAGCCCGCUCCGUCUCCGGCACCCGGUCUAACGCCGGAGAGAAGUCACGGCAAAAGCUCCAAACAUUCAGGCAAGAAGUGGAGCGGCGGCAAACUCAAACCUCCCAAACCCUGCAGCAACUCUUCCUCCCCGCCGUCUCAGGCAAACGGGGAGAUGUCCGAGGAUUUUGUCUUUGGGAACCUGAGGGGCAACAAGACGGUGCGGAGCGUGUUCGGGGGCGGGGGUCCCGAGCCUCUCCUCCCUCAGCAAGCGGCGGAUUCCGCCCUCCUCUCCAGCCCCCGGCGAGCCAGCGUGGCUGCCGUGCCGGCCAGCCCGACCCUCAGCUCGGCCGCCGACUCGGUGGAAGGGGCGAGCCUGUACGAGGAGCGGGACGGCGGGAGGAGGAAGACGGCCCCGGCCAAGGCCAGCGGAGGCAGGAGGGGCUCGCAUUCGCCCAGCUCCGGCCGCCGGUCGGUCUCCACUUCGAGCGAGGAGGCGGACGAUCUGCUCUACGACUUCAGCAUGAACUUCUCCGGGGCGGGCGGCAGCAACAGCAGCGGGGCCGGAGGAAACAGCUCGGAUCCGCUCAGUUCAGGGAAUGUUAGCCUCUCGCUGGUGGACAAGGACUUGGAUUCGUACAGCGAGGGCAGCUCCGGCUCUCACUUUGAAUUUCCCGAUUACUGCACUCCAGAACUCAGUGAGAUGAUCGCGGGCGACUGGUUAGAAGCCAAUUUUUCCGACCUGGUCUUCACGUAUUGAUCUAUUCCUUUUCAACAUUUUUAUUGGAAAGAAAACAAACCCCAGAACUUUUCUGUUGGUUGCUUUUAUGACAGGAUUUAAAAAAAAAUAAACACACAGUUGCCACCAUCUGUAAGUCUCCAGGUCCGAUCCACUCCUCGAUUGGGAUAUUUUCCCUUUCCCGUCUGUGAAGCCCUCCCAGAAGAUUUAUAUAUAUAUAUAUAUACAUUUUUUAUAUAUAUAUAUAUAUAAUAGAAACACAAACUGUUACUUUGGAAAUCGUGGCCGGACUUUCUUUCCAACCCUUUGGCGGCGCAACUGUUAAACGCAGUUUUGUUGGAUGUUCCGAGCGGGACCACUGUCGAAAGAGAGAGAGAGAGAUAUGUGGACACUGCAGGGAGUUUUAAACGGCAAAAAAAUUGAGAACCCAGGCUUGUAUGCGAACAGUUUUAUCUUACACCACGACCCUGAAGUUAACGUGAUCAGUUGUACUGUUUUAAAUCCUGUGAUGUAAAUGCCAAUAAGACUGUUUUUUGCUCUAAGUUUUGUUUCUGUUCCCUCACAAUUACCUCCUUUUACCACCUAAUGACACAGGCAGCAUAAACCUCAAGAGUAUGUUUUUUUGAUACAUGCAGACCUCAAGACUUUUUAAAACGAAGAAAAAGAAUACUAAAUAUUUUCACUUGUAUUUUUCUAUAGCCGAAAGGGAACCUUCUUGCUGUGAUUAUCCAGUGAGAAUUUCUGGCACUUCCUUUUUUUUAAAAAAAAGUUAUUUUCCUCUUUUUCUUCCUGUAUAGCAUGCGAACGUUGGUACGUCCUGCUUUAAAGGAUUCAAAAACUUUUUUUGUGGAAAAAAAAGCAAAAUCCUUGCAUCAAUGCCUUGUGAUUUUAAAUCUGCAAGUGCUCAGUCUUUUUGUACAGUUGUAGAUUUAGAUUUGUUGAAUAUUUGUAGGUAAGAAAAUUUAUUGAAAAGACGUGAGGUAGAACUCGAGUCGUUCCUAGUGAGAUUAUAUGUACUGUAUUAUAUACUGUAGGAAUUCUAUGUGUACUCAUACGCUGUGAUAAGUGGGUUAAAUCCCGAUGACAGGUGUGAAACUUGAGGAUUUUUUAACAUGGCACAUGUGAAAUCUUAAUUCGUUUUUGUGCAAUAUGAAUCAGAUCAUCUGCACAUUUUGUAGCAAACUUAUGAACUAAAACAGACGUGUGCACUGUAAUCAUUGCCUGUCUUGAUGCUAAGAGUCUGUAUCGGGGGUGGGGCGGGGGAAUUAAAUAAAGAAAUCAGCUGGAACUGAUCGGAACAGAAGCAGUGCCAUGCAUUUAUACGGAAUAUUAACGUCGAUCCGCUUACUAACCACACUCUAGGGCUGUAAGUUCUGUCUGUGCCGUGGAAAAGAUGCCAGUAGUUCUGGCGUCGAUAACGGACUUUUUUAAAAUUGUUUGCUUUUCGUUAACGUGAAACAGCAGCAUCUGCGAACACUGUCGAACAGACAAAACAUCAGAACGGGCAUUGUAGCUUUAAAUCCGAAUCCCCGCCUUUAUCUGAGUCACCAGCCGAACGUGACCGCGCAGGGGUUGUCCCGAAGUACAGGAGGCAUGAUUCCUAGAAGUCCUAUUUCUGAGAGAAGAUUGGCAAUAAAAUUGCCCGAUGCUGUUUCAAUAAGUUACGUGCACGAUUAUAGCGCCACUGUACUGAAAUACAAUCACCCGGUUGAGUGCCGGGGUUUAAUCUUUACCUUCCAAACUGAAAGACUUGAAACAGAAACAGAAAUCGCUGGAGAAACUCUGCAGACGGGUCACUGGAUUCGAAACGUUAAAUCUGUUUCUCUCUCCACAGAUGCUGUCAGACCUGCUGAGUUCCUUCAGCAGUUUCUGUUUUUGUUUCAGAUUUUCAGUAUCCGCAGUUUGCACUGUUCUAAAGGAGCUGCUUCGAGCAGUGAACAAAAAGUUGUUUCUGAUAUUAAACCAACGUUGACCAUGCACGUACAUAAACGUUCUCAUAAAUCCAGGUUUUGUUUUGGCAGUCCACAUAAAAGAAAACGUAAAAGAGUUUGGGCUUUCAUGUGCACCUAUGCAGUUCCUAAAUUUGUGUAGUACUCGACUCAAAUUACUUAGUUCGUUUAAAAAAAGAGACUGGUCUUCAUUAAUGAUUAGUAAGAAACACAUUGGACUGUUCCAGCAGCGAUCAGUUGCAGGUUGUGGUGAAUGUUCGAAACACGCCCAACUGUGAACCUACCGGAAUCCUGCACGUUCAUGCAAACAUCACCCCGUGCCCCUCACCGUGCCACCGAUCGAAUUUCUUGGCACCCAAAGCCAAUAUCGCUUCUUUCCAAGUUGCUGUUCUUUAUUCCUGUUCCAAAGAUGGUUGGUCAGCCACCCCCUACAGAGUAAUUAAUGGCGGUUGACAGCCGGCAAGAUAGCUGAUGGGAAGAGAUUUCGAGAUUUCUGGAUAAAUUGAGAAUUGUGCGGCCCAAUCUGAUUGAAAGCAUGAUGUGUGUAGGGAUAGUAAAGGUGAUUUUCUGGACAUUUCUUAAAUAUGGGCUGACGUUUUGUGGGAUUUGCACAAAAAGACCGAAAAUGUCCAAUUUCACAAAUGUGCUGUCAUCGUGCAUGGGUUGUUCAGGUGCCUCACUUGGAAUUGCAAUGGGCCAUAUACAAUUAACUCUUACAUGAAUCUGCAGAUGUCUCAAGCUACAGGUACAAUCAAGCAGCCCAGGGAUUUUGAUUUUGGAUUAUCCACUAAUAAACCAUCAACACUGGCAACAGCCAUAUGCCAAUGCUGCCCCAUAAAAUUCUAAGAGGGCCAGCCAACAAGUAAGAAAGUAAAUCCAGCCAUCUGAGUCUCUUGGGCUGAGUUUGCUCUGAGGUUGUGGUCUGGUCACGCUCCUUCAGACUUUCUGUCAGGUGGCUUUGGGGACUUGAGGUAAGGGGAGCAGAAAUGAUUUACAGCCUUGAAAGCACUCUGUCUAAAAGUUGUGAUUUAGUCAUCUGGACUUGUUACUGAGCAUCUGACUGUUUCAAAAAGUGCAUUGUGAUUAGUUAUAUUUUCCUCCUGCAUUUCAACAACAAUUUGUCAAGCCAACCCAAACACUGCAAAUGCCAUCAGUCAUAGGGCAGCAUUGAACAAAAUACAAACAUUAACACUUAUAAUCAAUACUUUAAAAGACAGAAUAUAAAAUAAUUUAAAAAUAGUGGAAGUAAAAGCGUCAUUUGGGCAAAGCAAUGAUCGGACAAUCAGUUUCUGGUUUUCUCCACUACUGUGUCUCCUUGGUCAGCUUGCUGUGAAAUGUACUUUAGUAUUUCCCUCACAGACAGCAGUGGAAAAGUUUGCUCUCGAAGGGAAAGCUUCGCAUUAUUUGUUUGUUAAGGUGAAAGAAUAUUGCUCCACUUGAUAUUCAAGUUCCUUGAAAUUAUUCAAGUUACUUAAAAGUACAAGUAACACUACCCAGAGGUGAAGAAACAUUUUUUUAAAAAAUCUAGAUGGGAUAACUCGUUGACUGAGCACCUCAUGGCUUCUACAUCAAUAAAGUUAUUGCAUGUGCCCACUAUCUAUGGUAUUCAAGCUACUUAAAUAACAUGGGCACAUGCAAUAGCCUUGCUGAAGUAGAAGCAGUGAUUUGCUCAGCCAAAUAGUUAUCCUGUCUAGAUUUUUGAAAAAUGCUUCUUCACCUCUGGGUUUUGUUCAUAUCCAGCCUCCUAUAGCAGAAGUCUGCUGUGUCUAAGGACACUAUUUAUAAUAAAAUUGGAAAGUUUAAGCCUAGUCCCUAUUGCAUUUCACAGUACUUUUCAGUGAAUUCAACACAAGUUGGUACUAAAUUGACAGUUCAACUGAAAAGGGAUAUAAUGUAGGGAAAUAAGGACAUUUCAUACUGCAGUUAUGAAAGUAUUCCUCUGUGGUGGGUGUGCAAGUAAUAGUGUAAUUGGUAACCCGUCCCAUGAUGUUUUGUACAAUAUAACCUAAAAUUAAAUAUGCCUUCAGUAAGUUGUUUUCUUUUUGUGACUAGUCCAAUAUUUUCACUUUCAGGAUUGACAUACUCAUUCCCCAAUUCUUGUGUUUAUCUGUUUUGACACAACUAUGCUGGAUGCUAUUCACAUUGUUAAUUGCCAAUACAUAUUAGUUCCAGCACAAUAUUGUCCUCCAAUAUUAUCUUUAGAGCCAGAUGUUCUACUCAUGUACACGGUUCAUUAUUUUACCAGCAUCUAGAUUUUGCAAUAUCUUCUAGUUCCUUAAAGAAGACUUAACUGCAAUCUUUGAGUCUUCUCUUGGAUUUUGUUUCCUUACAACAUGUUAUUUCAGUAGAGAACAGAGUGCUUUGCUUUGAAUUUGACCUGUGUUACAUUGAUGAAAGAAACAGAAAAUUAUUCCAUGGUCGUGGGCUGUUUCCAAAUCUGGAACAAAGAAAAAUACUCAAAAAUAAGAAUUUUAAUUUGGUUGCCCCAAUGCAAAGCACUAAAUAUAGCCGACUUUACCAUGAAAAAUUUAGAUUCUGAAGAUGGUCAACUUGAAACAUAGCUUAGUGUCAGAAGCCAAUAGCUGCUGAAUGUACCAAAAGAAAAAUUUAUAUAAACAUCGCUGCAUUUGAAACAUAGAGAUCACUGAGCUAAUUAUUUCAAAAAGAUUUCCACAAGGUUAGUUUUGGGCACUGUGGUAUUAACAGUACUUUGUGUCUAGGACUGAAAUUUCCUUUGUAAAUCCUUCUACAUCUUUACAUGCACUCAUCCUUUAAGAUAUUUAAAACCCAUCUGUGGACAGAUGUUGGUUGACCUCCUAAUAUCUUCUCCUUUAACUCUGCACCUCUUUGAAUAGUUUGGGACACUUUUCUGCAUUAAAAACAGUAAAUAAAUGUGAGAUCUUACUAUAGACACACCCAAUAGACCACUCCUCCAAAAGCUAUCAAUCAAACAAGUCUGGUGAGGAUUUAAUUACAAUUACAUUUUACUGAGUAUAUGCUAUUAAUUUGGGGUGAAGACGGAUUAACAAAUUGCAAGUACAGUAGUAAUCGUGUGUUGGAGGUUAGCUUUAAAAAAAAUUUUACUCUGGAAUUCAUCAUAAUGACUGCUGGAUCUUCAGACUUCAGAGUAGCCAUUUUUGAAAUGUGAUCUGGCACAGUCAGUAAAGCAAAUUAAGAAGUGUAAUUCAAUCUUUCCUACAGCUAUGCUUUGAUGAACUAUAGAGAAAAAAUACUUUUUGUAAUUCUGCAGUAUCCUUAAACGAAUGAUAAAUCACAUCAGUCUGGCUAUCGAAAUUGGAAAUACGUCUUGAUGAAUGCAUCGUUUUGAGCAUUUAAUCAGGUCUCACGCAUCAAAACUAAAUGGCUUUCAGUAUCACAGGUGUAAUGUAAUAAGUUGCACAUCUAUUAGUGCUUUUGGGAGUUAUAAUCUGAACAAUUGGAAACUGAGAAAGAAUACUGAAUGCUGAUAUGGUAGAAGUCUUUAGGAAUUUGAAGAGGCUUGUGGAGUUAUACAGACCAUAAAUAGAACUUACCAAUAAAUCCAGUAUUCAGACAAAACUUCUUUACUCAGAGGAUGGUUCAAAUGUAUGAUUCUGUGCCAUAAGGAGCAGUGAAACCAAUAUGCUGAUAGAAUAUUUUCAUUUUUUACACCAUUCAUGUCUAUUGUCUCAUGUGAGAGAAGGGAACAGAAGGAUAGAUGGCGAAAAGGGAGAGCAGUCAUGGGUGAAGUGUAAACACUGGCAUAGACCUUUGGAAACAGCCUUUAGUAGACCCAGUGUUGUUCUUUCUUACUUUAUUGGCCGGUUAGCCUUGUGGCUUCAGUGUUACAUAUGCAAACUUGGCGCUAAUUAGUACAUUAGAUUAUUACAUUUUCUUAACUCUGUGGUCUGCAUUCAAAGUAUAUGAAAUAAAAAGGCACCAGGUGCAGUGGGAGAAAUCUGGAAUAGUGAGUUUGGCCAAAUAUUUUUAGGCCAAUCUAUGGAAAUGCUAAUACAAAUAAGAAAUUUGAAUUAUUUUGUGAUGAAAGGUCAUGUUUAAAGUUAAACUAGACAUUUGGUGAUUAACAGCUUUCCAUUUAAGUUCUGACAUGUAAUGAGCCUCUUAUUAAAAACAGAAGGUUUAAUAGUUCCCCACUUUCUGUGUAUACUUCAGAUUUUAUUGCCAGGAUUGAUUCAAUUGCAUGAUGUGAUACGAUACCAUAAGACAAACAAAUGAACAUUUCUUAUAUGAUGAUUCUGUUAAGAAAGCAAUUAGUGUCGUAGAUUUUGAAGUGCAUUUUUGACACGGUUAUUUACUCAUUAAUACUUAAAUUUUCUAUUCAAUUAGAUUAAUCUUGGAUCCCUCUCCCUAAACCUUUCUGUCACUCUGUGUCUCUCCCCCUAUUUCUGACACACAAACAUGCAAAUUAGGACCAGGAGUAGGGUACUUGGCCCCUCUCAAGCCUGCUCAACAGUAUUCCCUCCAAUUUUCUUUCUGGCUACAUUGACCUCUGAGGCCUGUGUGUGAUAGCAGCUUCCAGACUUGGAAGUUAAUGCAGCUACUAGUAUGUUGAUGCUGAUUGCCAUGUGUGGAAACUUCAGAAUGCAUGCACCUUAAAGGGGACACUGCUGCUCUGUUGUUAUAUAAGAUUGUGCCAUAUUUUUGCCUACCCUCGACUACCUUUCAACCACUGCUUGUCAAGUAUCUACCUAACCCUGCGUUCAAAUACAAUUUGAGGAAGCAAGUUCCAAAAACCCAUAACCUCUGAAAAAAAAGUUCUAUCUUAGUCUUAAAUAAACGACCUCGAAUUCUAGAUUCUACGAAAAAGGAAACGUCCUUUCCAUAACCACCUUGACAAGACCCCUUCUAAACCCCGGUAGAUACCAGCUCAGCCUGCCUAAUAUUCCUAAUAAGACAACCCACCCAUCUGGGUAUUAGUCUGCUAACAUAGAGUCAUACAGCUCGCAGAUAGACACUUCGGUCCAACCAGUCCAUGCCGAACAUAAUCCCAAACCAUACUAGUCCAAACUGCCUGGUCCUGGCCUAUAUCCCUCCAAGACUCUUCCUAUUCAUACACUUAUCCAAAUGUCUUCUAAAUGUUGUAAUUCUACUUGCAUCCACCAAUUCCUCCAGAAGUUUCACACAUGCUAGAUGCUUUCAAUAUUUUUACAUCCCUCCUUUAAUCAGGUGAUCUAUACUGUACGAAAUACUACAGAUGAAGCCUCACCAAUGUAACUGAUGCAUAAACUCCCUACUUCUGUAUUAAACUCACCUUGGUUGCUAGCCAAUAGUGUGUUGUCAAUAACAUUUGUUGUUGCACCUUACCAAAUGCCUUCUGGAAAUGACACUUUUCAAAAUAUAGUUCUUUGGCCAAAGUUUUAGCCACACAUUGUAAUACCUCCUUCUUUGGCUAGCUGUUAGUUUUUGUCUGAUCAAACUCAUAUAGCAAGCAUCAUUGAAUGUUUUACUAAAUGAGAAAUGUAACUAUUUAUUGUUUAGAAUAUAUUAAAACUAUGCUGUAGAUUUUCAAACCAGUAGAGGAGAAGUGUAGGUGUAUAUUUUUGAAGAUAAAUAUUAUUGUGAAUUAAAACUUGAAGGUGCACUGCUAAA
Messenger RNA from Stegostoma tigrinum, 9016 nucleotides. Its product is annotated as transcription factor SOX-11-like. The record is from RefSeq and is a predicted model, not a curated record. Lineage: Eukaryota; Metazoa; Chordata; Chondrichthyes; Orectolobiformes; Stegostomatidae. Bases 357 to 1499 code for a protein of 380 amino acids. The transcript has a single exon. Gene Ontology annotation, biological process: positive regulation of transcription by RNA polymerase II; negative regulation of transcription by RNA polymerase II; anatomical structure morphogenesis. Gene Ontology annotation, molecular function: DNA-binding transcription activator activity, RNA polymerase II-specific; RNA polymerase II cis-regulatory region sequence-specific DNA binding.